This is a messenger RNA of Neltuma alba, 3146 nucleotides long. RefSeq lists its product as uncharacterized. The coding region runs from base 540 to 2774 and encodes 744 amino acids. Lineage: Eukaryota; Viridiplantae; Streptophyta; Magnoliopsida; Fabales; Fabaceae. The record is from RefSeq and is a predicted model, not a curated record. The transcript is spliced from 6 exons.
GUUUAUUACUCAGAUUUGCUGGGAAAUUCCGCUUGCCAUUUUGACCUAAGAGUUUCGCUGUAAUUUUCUGCCCAAUUGGUCGCCGGCUGUGUCUUUUUCAUUAUUGGCUUCAAUCUGAUCCUCUGAUAUAUAGUAUACAAUAAUAUAUUGUUUCCCCAGCCCAGUAGGUUUCUUUGGGAAGGAAGCGAUUCUUACUGGCGGCGUUUGCAUGAGAUAGAGAUAUAGGAUUAUUUAAACUCAGAGUAAGCCAAAAAAGGCAUAGUGUUGCAGAGACUUGUCAGAUAAAGAUUUUCACUGGGAAAGCCCAAAUCCUAAUUUCUGUCCACUCGAAUCUAUGGAAGCCUUAUAUCGCUGGUGGGGGAUUGUUCGUAUUUAAUAUAAAAGCUGAAGGUGUUGGAGCUUCGGCGGCCGGAGAUUCAACAUCCACAAUCAGUUAAUCCCCUUGGGGUAACCCAGGAGAUGUAACACAGGCUAAUUCAUUUCUGUUCUCGAAAGUGCUCGAGUUCCGUUGUUUAAGCCUAAUUUUAAUUAUAACAAAAAUGGAAUCGAGACAAAAAACACCGAGUGUGAUGGCCCAAUUGAUGGGUCUUGAUAAAGAGCCUUCCCAGCUUCAUGUCAAAGAAAAACAAAGAGUGCUCUCUGAGAAGUAUCUGCAAAAAGUUGCUUCUAUUGGUUUCAGAAGGAAACGUUUGCCUCAUCAGAAUAAUUCCUCGAGAAUGAGCAGUGAUGAAAACGAAGAAUGUGGAGAAGUUUUAAGAGCAUUCAAGUCAAUAAAGAGAGACGAGAGCCAUGAGUUGUCGUCAGAAAACAGAAAGGAAAGCCUGCAUUUGUUUGAACCAAGGAUUAUUGGUUUGGAACAGCAGCUUUUCAAGGGUGAGACGCUGAUUUAUCCCGUCGGUGCCUUUGAUAUUGAAAAAAGUGUGAAGCAUGCAGGGAGGACUUCUGAAAAUGGAAAUCUGCAAAUGCUUGAUGAAAUUGAUAGCGACCUGCAAAGAAAUGUGAAUAGAGAAACAAGAUUGUAUGAAAUGUUAAAGUUUUCCAGAUCUCAACUUGAAUCAAAGGGUCGAAUUUUCCCUUCAAGGAUCGUUGUUUUGAAACCCAGUGACGGAAAGGGAGAGAGCAGUUUAAAAUGCUUCUCCUUACCUUCUUCUGGAUAUUAUCCUUUGGUUAAUGGGAUGCUCAAGAAAUUUUCUAGUCAUGAAAGUUCAAAAUCGUUUCCUGGAAUCAAAAAAAGAAAGAAAUUAUCUGAUCACGUGGAAUCUAUUGACCAGAGCCCCACAGCUUUUAGCAAAAUUUCAGAUGAAGUUUCUAGUCAAACAGGAGAUGCUUCAAGCAGAGUUAUAGAUAUGAGUUCAGAUUCAUUUUUCAGAAAGAAUGAAACUUGUCUUAGAAGUUCUGAAAUUCUGAAACCUGUCAGUUACGAUGAUCCAAGGACUGAGACUAAGGAUAUAGUUCAUAAAUAUUGGGGUUUGAGCAAGGAUGCAUGCCUGAAUUCUUCACUGCAGGAGUCAAAGAAGCAAAAUACCAACGUGAAAGAUUUUUCAAUACAUACGACCCAUUGGUCUUAUCCUGAGAAAUCCAAGUCUCUUCUUUCUUAUAGUUUCAAUAGUAACUGUAAAGAAGAGAGUCUUGUUAGACUGCAUAAGUUGAAGAAAAAAUUCUUUGGGGUUAACUUGUCAGAGCAGAAACCAAAACUUCCCGAAAUGUCACCAUCUCAGCCUUCUUUUUCUUACAGUGACAGUCAGAUCAUACAUCAGGCAUCCAUAAUCAAAGAUGAAGCGAGUAGGCUUAUACAUGACAAUAUUUCUAAGGAAAAUGUUGCAUCUCAUAAUUCAUCAGUUUAUGGUCAAGUGGCUGAUGAAAGGACUGAUGCCGUUGGAAGGCCCCUUGGAAAUCCAAGAAUUCAGGUGUCUGAAACAAGAGCUUGCAUUUUGUUGGAGGAUAGUGAUUCUUCUAGUCACACUUCAUAUGCUUCAAUUCAACGGGAAGAAUCAGAAUUCCUCCAAGAAGAUGAUUCUGUUUAUUUAGUUUGCUCUGACGUAAAGACGGAUUCUGUUGGUAGCUUUGAUGAGGCACAUGAACCUAGUCCAAUCUCAGUUUUGGAGCCCCCAUUUGGAGAAGACGUUUCAUUUGGUUCUGACAGCUUGAAGUUUGCUGGUGAUGAUUUAUAUGAUUCCCCAGAAAUGGACAACGAAGGACUAGGUUUCAGUGUUUCCAGUGAUGAAGAUUGUUUGGAAAGAUCUGCGGGAGACUUGGAAGAGAAGCAAGAUUUUGUAGGAUUUUUGAGAGCCGAAGAAAGUAGGGAGUUUUCGUAUGUUGUGGAGGUCUUGACUGAGGCGGGCCUCUCUAAUACAAACCUCUACACAGAUUUCUGUACAUGGCACUCUCUACAAUGCCCUAUUAGCCGUUCUAUAUUUGAAAACCUUGAAAUGAAGUUUGGCAAGCAGUCAUAUUGGAAGAGAUCAGACAGGAUGCUUCUCUUUGAUCGUAUUAAUCUAUCACUAUUGGAGAUUCUCCAGCCAUGUAUGUGUAUUCCAGCAUGGGAAAAGCCGGUAUCGAGAUGGUUGAAUGCUGAGCCAAGCUAUGACAUGAUGGAGGAACAGCUGUGGGAAUUGCUCGUUGCACAAGAAAAGGAAGCUAAGAAGGAUUCAGCAGAUAAGAUGCAUGUAGAGGGAAACAGUUGGAUAGAAUUACGUUAUGAUAUCGAAGAUAUUGUUAGACAGGUAGUUCAGUUCCUAAUGGAGGAGCUUGAAGAAGAGACAAUUAGCUUCUAGAGUUUUUGAAACUAAGGAUUUGCAUUUUUUUUUCAUGUAAGGGAUAAGAAUUUGCAUUUGCAUCCGCAAGAAUUUUACAUGUAUAUAGCAAGAUUUCGAGGGAAUGACGAGUUUUUUUUUUGAGUUAGGGUGUAGGUGUGGUCUCCGCUGUUGAGUUAUUUUUUGUUUAGGAUCCAAGUAUAGGCUUUUGUUGAGUUACUCAUUCAUGAGGAGAAACAUUCAUUUUGUAUGAAGGGAAAAAAAGCAAAAAAAGAAAAACAAAGAAAGAAUACCUUGGCAUGAACUCCGGAUCUAUCUGAUACUAUCAAGUCAUGUUUCUAUAUUGUGCAAGUUAUGUCAUGGCAAUGGAAUGUGAUUUUCUUUUUGGUCUUU